Molecule: messenger RNA, 2103 nt
Organism: Hibiscus syriacus
Lineage: Eukaryota; Viridiplantae; Streptophyta; Magnoliopsida; Malvales; Malvaceae
Product: probable L-type lectin-domain containing receptor kinase VII.2
Exons: 1
Coding region: 7-2058 (683 amino acids)
Biological process (GO): protein phosphorylation
Cellular component (GO): plasma membrane
Molecular function (GO): carbohydrate binding; ATP binding; protein kinase activity
Source: RefSeq, a predicted model, not a curated record
UUUCUCAUGUCUCAUCUGUUGUUUUCAACUGCAAUUAUAACCCUCCUUUUGUUCUCUUCGGUAGUUUCAUCUCUUGAUUUCGUUUACAACACCGACUUCAACUCCACAAAUCUCUUCACUUUCGGCGAUGCCACCAUUGAUUCUUCUUCAAUUCUCUCCCUCACAAACGCAACUUUCUCCAUUGGUCGUGCCUUGUACCCUUUGAAGAUCCCUGUAAAGUCAUCGAAUUCAUCAAAGGUACUUCCUUUCUCCACAUCUUUCAUCUUCGCCAUCUCCCCUCUCAAAGGGUUUCUCCCAGGUCAUGGAUUUGCCUUUGCUUUCCUGCCUUCUGCUGGUAUAUCCGGUGCCAGCUCAGCUCAGAAUCUGGGUCUUUUUAACUUCACCAACAAUGGUGAUCCCAAUAGCAGCAUCUUUGGUGUUGAGUUCGAUGUGUUUGCGAACCAAGAAUUCGAUGAUAUCAACGACAAUCAUGUGGGUGUUGAUCUGAACUCCCUGAAAUCAGUUGCUUCCAGUCCUGCUGGGUUUUGGGGAGGGAGUAAAGAUGAUAAGUUGAAGGGGUUGAAGCUUAAUAAUGGUGUGAAUUAUCAAGUUUGGAUUGAUUAUCAUGAUUCUAUUAUAAAUGUUUCCUUGGCUAAAGUGGGGGAUAUAAGGCCUAGGAGGCCAUUGAUAAGUGCUUUUGUGAACCUUUCUGGUGUUUUCCUUGAUGAAAUGCAUGUGGGAUUUGCUGGAUCAACAGGGCAAUUGGUGGAGAGUCAUAGGAUUCUGGCUUGGAGCUUUAGUAAUUCGAAUUUUUCAAUUGGUGAUGCUUUAAUCACCGCUAAUUUGCCUUCAUUUCUUCCACCAAAGGAUUCAGUGUUUCAGUCAAUAGGGUUCAUAGUUGGAGUCACCAUUGGGGUUGUCCUACUUGUAAUCAGCUUUUGGAUUGUGAUGUAUUUUGCUUACUUUAGACAAAGAAGGAAAAGAACUGGUAAGGGAGAUGAUGAUGUUGAAGAUUGGGAAUUGGAGUAUUGGCCUCACAGGAUUGGCUAUCAAGAGAUCUUUGCAGCAACAAAGGCAUUUUCAGAUGAAAAUGUGAUUGGUUCUGGAGGUAAUGGGAAUGUCUAUAAAGGAGUGCUCAGAGGAGGACUUGAAAUCGCAGUGAAGAAAAUUUCUCAUGAAAGUGAGCAUGGGAUGAGAGAGUUUUUGGCUGAGGUUUCUAGUUUAGGGAGAUUGAAGCAUAGGAAUUUGGUGGGACUGAGAGGUUGGUGUAGGAACGAUAAACGGAGCUCGAUAUUGGUCUACGAUUACAUGGAGAAUGGGAGCGUCGAUAAGAGAAUUUUUGACUGCGACGAGGACGCUAUGUUGAGUUGGGAUGAGAGGGUUAAAGUCUUGAAAGAUGUAGCUUCUGCUAUCUGGUAUUUACAUGAGGGUUGGGAAGCUAAGGUCUUGCAUAGGGACAUCAAGGCAAGCAAUGUCUUACUUGACAGGGAUAUGAACGCCAGACUAGGUGAUUUCGGAUUAGCGCGUACUCAUCACCAUUACGAAUCGGCUAGCACUACACGAGUGGUUGGCACCGUAGGAUACAUGGCUCCGGAAUUGAUUAAAACAGGACGUGCCUCCACUCAAACAGACGUGUUCUGUUUCGGGGUGUUGAUUCUCGAGAUAAUAUGCGGACGACGACCGAUUGAAGAAGGGAAACCGGGUUUAAUUGACUGGACAUGGAUGUUAAUGGAGAGACAAGAACUGGUUUCGGCUCUCGACGAUCGGUUAAAAGGAAAAGGUCGUCACAGUAACGAGGAAGUAGAGAGGUUACUGCAACUGGGAUUGUUGUGUGCUCAUCCGGAAGCUCAUGUUAGGCCAACGAUGAGGCAAGUAAUGAAGCUGUUAGAGGUAAGAGAUGAAGGUGCCGAAUCGGAAGGAGAAGGCACGGAGUUGAAUCUACUACAGAGAAUGAGAACUGCAACAACAAUAUGGGAGAGCUUGAGCAGCAGAGGACAUCCUACAUUCAAUGACAUUCAGAGGAACAUUUCUUCGUCCAUGUCGAUGAGUUACUCGGAUGUCAUCAGAGAAGGACGAUAACAUCGGUGAAUUAGAUUUUGAUAUCAUUGCUUUGCAAACUUGCUU